Messenger RNA from Periconia digitata, 1546 nucleotides. The record is from the annotation of a GenBank genome assembly. Lineage: Eukaryota; Fungi; Ascomycota; Dothideomycetes; Pleosporales; Periconiaceae.
AACACAAUCAUAUACGCAGACCUAGCAGCGAUUGCAUGUAGCAUAGACUGCGCCCAGAGGGGAAAACACUAUGUCAACACCACCGCCAGCAGAAUCAACGUCUACCGCAGCAGGACCGACGGCACAGCAAGCAUUGCACCAUGCAACCGAUCCACAAUUAGUGAAACAAGAACCAGGCAAGGAACUCGACAUUCAUCCAGACUUGCGAAACCACACAAGACAGCAGUCGGACAUCCAUUCACCAUCUCGACCGCAGCAAGGUUUCCAUCAGUCAGUUCAGCAUCAAGGACUCCAUCCGCCAGCUGCGCAGCAUCAUCCAGGUUUCCACCAGCCAGGCCCGCCCCAACCUCUUCAUCAACAGCAAGGUCUGCACCAAUCCCAUCAUCCCGGUCUAUAUCACCCAGGGCUUCAACAACAACAUGGAAUGUACCAACCCACACUGCAUCAGCACGACAUGUAUCAGGCCGGUCUACAUCAACCAAACCUGCAUCAUCCCAAUCUUCAUCACAUAGACACACAACAACAAGAACCACAGCGCCCAUAUUAUCAUGCACCCCAGCAGCCUGGUCCCCCUUUCGCACACCCUCAUCCCCAUCACCCACACCCACACUCACCACAACAGGUAUCGCCAGUCCAGCAAGCCCCUCACCCACCUCAGCAAAUCCAAGUCCAGCAACAGCAACAAUCACAACCGCAACCGCAAUCGCAACCACAAUCGCAACAGCAACCGCGGCAGAAAGCUCCAAAAACUCCACCCCAUUCUCCGCGGCAUCGUUACCUGACCCGCGAUCAACGCCUGCAAAUCAUGACUCUUCACGGCGCAGGUCACACGCAGCUCUUCAUUGCCAACCAGCUCGGCAUCACAUCGCGUCAAGUAGGCUACACAAUCCGUAGCGGCUCGCUAACUCCCAAAAAGCGCUCCGGCCGCCCCCAAAAGCUUUCCGAGGUGCAGUGUGAUGAACUCGAAGCCUUUGUGAGUGGUACUGGCCCCGCACCGUCCGGCAUCAAUGAUGAAGGCUGGGAGCAAGGCCGCUACAUGAGCUACGAGAAGCUGGCCAAGGGACCUUUCGCGAAUUGGGGCGUAGGCGAGUAUGCUGUCCGUGGUGUGCUAAGGAAGAGGGGGUAUGUGAGGAUCGGGCGAGAGUUGGUCAAGCGGAUGUCGGACGCGCCUAAGUCGAGGAGCCGCGCAAGAAAAAAGAAAGUUUCUGCUACGACAUCGACCGCUGUGAUGGGUCAAGACGAAGAUGGCGAGGAAGACGAUGACGAUGACGAGCACGACGAGGCUGAUGACGAUGGCGAGGGCGAUGAGGAUGAGAAUCCUCUCCCCCACCAAACCGACCCGCCACCACCAUCAUCAGUAGGGGCAGCGGCGCUGCGGGAUACAAACGGGAUCGCGAAUACACAUCCAGAUCCGCGGCAGUUCAGUGUCGGUCCCCCUCUAUCUAUGGGAAUGGGUGCACCAGUUGGGGAGGAAACAUCGGGUUCUGGCGAGAGCGACCGUGUCGGAUCUUCCGUGGUGCCAGGUAUGCAGCAACGCGUUUCGUAA